Messenger RNA from Rattus norvegicus (Norway rat), 4429 nucleotides. The record is from RefSeq and is a predicted model, not a curated record. NCBI's taxonomy places the organism in Eukaryota, Metazoa, Chordata, Mammalia, Rodentia, Muridae.
AUUGACAGAGGGAGGAGGAAGAAAGUACAAGGUCUGAUCUUAUAUGCUGGAAGCCAUAAAGUCAUUCUGUGCUAGACAGAGAUCAGACAGUGGCUGUGCACAGUGUCGCACCAGGAAGGAGAAGGAUCAGGUGCCCUGCGGGCUGACCUUAGUCUUCCAGGACCACUCAGGUGCUUGAGGGUCUCUCCGCCUCUCAGAUGCAAUGGCCUGCUUAUAAGGAGGAUUAAUUACCACAGCUUUCUUCAUAUGGAAUUCAAUCGGUGAUGCUUUUCUCUGAGGCUGCAAGUUUCUGACUUUACUCUGUCUUGUGCAUUAUUAAAAGGGGGGAAAAGUAUAGUUUGCAUAGAUCAGUCAUCCCAAUUGGAUAAAUAACCAAUAUUUAUCUGGAUAAAUUUGUCUUUUGUUGUUGUGGAGAAACUGAGAACCACACCCAUUUAAUUAAAAAACCAGUAGCCCUGUCUAGACUCCGGUAGAGGGACGGACUCUUUCAUUUGCUGGCUCCAAGGAAACAGUAGCUAACUCUCCAAAAAGGAACAGAGCCAGUGGAGGAAGGCAGAGAGGAAUUCAGCAUGAAAUUAGAAGUAAAACUUCAAUGCACGUUGGCCUGCCUGUACCAUAGAGAGUAGGGAGGUUUGGUGAGCUGCAGGGAAGGUGGGCGGCAUCUCAUGCCACAGGGCUCUGGCCUCAGCAGGCACCCAGCAGUGCCAGGUCUGGAAAAGGCCUGCUGGAGGUGAGGGGGCAAUCUCUUCACGUUUUCACUUCCAGAGACCUUUGUCGAGAUGUUUUGCCAUACCUUAAAGCACAAAUUAGGAAACCACAAAGUAUUCCUGAACUAUACUUGGUCAUUUAUUAUGUUGAUCAUCUUGUCCACAAAAUCUUUAAGUGAAAUGAUCAGUUACAUGCAUGAGGAGGUUUACAAAGAUGCUUCUUAAGUGAUUUCAGCUGCCUCGUUUGGUCAAGAUAGUGUGGGUAAUUUCCCUAGCUAGCUACAUUUAAUUUAUAAAAAGCACUGCCGAUUCCUUCCUUCGGAAACCUGUGACCUACAAUCUCUCCGCCCUCCAUCCACCGAGGGGAGGCUUAGUCACCACUUGGUGUUGCAAUGGGUGUGACUCACAGAGGCAAGAGAGAAGUAGAGAAGUCUUCACACAUGCAGGUCUCCGAGCUCCGCAGAAGCCCUGGCACCUUGAGAGGAGCAGUUUGAUCGAGCUGCACUUCCUUCCCCUGGCCACUACAGGAAGGUGACAAUCAGCAGCCAGCAGAGCAAGUCACCCUCAGCUUCUGCACUCCAAGCCAUCUUCAGCGAGGACAUACAGGAAAAAGAAAAUGCUGCUUUGGGUGUUGGCCCUCCUGUUCCUCUGCGCUUUUCUGUGGAAUUAUAAAGGGCAGCUGAAGAUAGCAGACAUCGCUGACAAGUACAUUUUCAUCACUGGAUGUGACUCAGGCUUCGGAAACUUAGCAGCCAGAACUUUUGAUAGAAAAGGCUUCCGUGUCAUUGCUGCCUGCCUGACUGAGUCAGGAUCAGAGGCUUUGAAGGCCAAAACCUCAGAGAGACUUCACACAGUGCUUCUGGAUGUCACCAACCCAGAGAAUGUCAAGGAGACUGCCCAGUGGGUGAAGAGCCACGUAGGAGAAAAAGGUCUCUGGGGUCUGAUCAAUAAUGCUGGUGUUCUUGGCGUACUGGCUCCCACUGACUGGCUGACAGUGGACGACUACAGAGAACCCAUUGAAGUUAACCUGUUUGGACUCAUCAACGUGACGCUGAAUAUGCUUCCACUGGUCAAAAAAGCUCGAGGGCGUGUUAUUAAUGUCUCCAGCAUUGGAGGCCGACUUGCAUUUGGUGGCGGGGGCUAUACUCCAUCCAAGUAUGCAGUGGAAGGUUUCAAUGACAGCUUAAGGCGGGACAUGAAAGCUUUUGGAGUGCACGUCUCAUGCAUUGAACCAGGGCUGUUCAAAACAGGACUGGCAGAUCCAAUAAAGACAACUGAAAAGAAGCUCGCCAUUUGGAAACAUCUGUCUCCAGACAUCAAACAACAAUAUGGAGAGGGCUACAUUGAAAAAAGUCUACACAGACUGAAAAGCAGUACCUCCUCUGUGAACCUGGACCUCUCUCUAGUGGUAGAGUGCAUGGAUCACGCUCUAACAAGUCUCUUCCCCAAGACUCGAUACACUGCUGGAAAGGAUGCCAAGACAUUUUGGAUACCUCUGUCUCACAUGCCGGCAGCUUUACAAGACUUUUUACUGUUGAAAGAGAAAGUAGAGCUGGCCAAUCCCCAAGCUGUGUGACUCAACUCUCCACAAAUGGCUCCCCCCCCCCCCGGCUUCGAGACUGGCUGACUUCAGAGACGUAGUACCUGGAUCUCGUUCUUUACCAGAGCCAACUGAGACUCAGAUAGACCAGGUUUCUGUUUUUAAACGAAGAUAUUCCAUGGUCCCUUCUCAAGUCUUCUUCAGGAAGAAGGACAGGGAGGGCCUAUCACAAAAGCCAGUCUCGCCGGAUACUGACACUUUGCCUGACUGGGAAGAUAGAAGAGAAAUUGAAAGACUUCUCCAUCCAAAAUAGGUGUGCUGCUGCCUGUCCCUUGCUGGUUCAGUAAUCUAGAGUAUUAAGCAUUGUCUCUUAUCAAAAUGUUAAGCAGUAAGAAGUCUUUCAUAAGUGGAUCUGAUGGCUUUGUUAUCUGGCAGAGACUCAGGCUGGGACUCACCACGUUCUGAUAAGUUUGAAUAAGAAUGAGAAAGAGAGAAAAGGUACUAUUAACCAGGGCACUAGUAUUAACUGAGAGGUGGCUAGAAAUGGGGAAGAAAUAGGUAGAAAAAGGGAAGGCUGGGAGACUCCAACCCAAGCCUCAUCCUCCAGAGGGACACAGAGGACACAACUACUACUGUUACUGUGAGGUAACACGGCAUCCGGUCCUAGCCCGAGAGGCUCUUCUCCUCUGGCUUCAUCUAGCUGCAGUCAACCACAUCGCAGGGGAAGUGCACCCGUUCUGUUGGCUACACCUGCUCCUCAUUACAAGGGCCUGGUUCUUGGCUUCAUCUCAUGGCUUCGGACUCUGUGGCUUGCUGGCCUUUGACUUUCCUGAUGUCCCAAGGCUGCCAAGAUUUGCAGAAUCAGAAGGGAACUCCUUCGCUGAUCUUCCUGCCAUGCUAGCCCAAUUGCUUAACUUUCUUAUUCUUCAUUUUGCCUCAUUCUAGGAUGCUCUCCAUCAUUCUUAUCCCUUUAAGUAGCUACGAUUCGCUUACUCUUUCUUCCAAUGAAAAACUAAGUGGUAUGCAGUCUACCAUUAAGACCAAGCUUACCGGCUGCAGUACCCGUGUUAGCAGUGUGCCAGCCGCACUUCCAUUAAGCUUCGAGUACUUCCUUCUUGGCUGUAGUUCUGCCAUCAGUCUCCCCCCAGAGAAGGCUUGCUCAGCAGAACUCGGUGGCUACUCCUCACUUGUUGCUUCAGAGAUCCUGUGAAGGCUGCCACAACAAGUUAUCCUGAGUCCAGGGGCGGGGGGUCACUGGACAGCCCAAGGUCAAGAAUUAAUUACUUGUGGCUGAAUGCAGGGCAUGUGUAAACUGUCCAGGCUACAGAGAGUCUCUUCCAUUUAAAUGAUCUUUAAGACCCUAAAACAUGUGCAGGUAUCUCAGCCUAGUACCUAACGAGGACAAUUCCCAGGGACGCUAAGGAAAAUGUUUGAGUUUUGCCUUUCUACACAGUCUUCAUCACAAUAGUUCUUGGGGGCAUCACAGACUCACUUACUGAUAUGUAGAAAUAGCCAAACAUUGUCAAAAUGAAAAACUCUACUACCUACACGUGAUUUAUGUCAAUUUUAACCUAAGCGAUGGCUUCCUGAAUUCUUGUGUGCCAAAGGAGAUGGUUCUGUUAUACUUUCCAACUAAAGUGUGAUUCCUCUUGUCCUUCCUUUUGUUACGGAGGUUCAAAUCCAGAAUCUCACGCGUGAGCCCGUGCUCUACCACUGAACUACACCACAUCCCAGUUUGUGAUCUGCUUUUCAAGAAAAAUGUUACAGUUUCCAUCUUAGUUUAUGAAGCACUGCACCAGCCAGAGCACGGCUGCAGUCUGUAGUUGGACGAUUUCCGAGCCCUCCCACUUGGGAUGCCUGCCCGAGAAAGAUGCAGAUCCACAACCCCACUCGGUACCUGGAAAUAGGAUAUAACCUGAAAUGGAUCAGGCAAAGACAACGCAACCUUCUGUCAUUUUCUAGUCAGGGCAGCCAGUAACUGCCCUAAACUGACCCACUUCACUUCUGUUGGAGAAACUGGAGACAGAAGAGUUAAAAAUCUUUUAGCUUAAAAAAAAAAAAUCUUUUAGCUUUUAAGAUCAAACAAAAAAGAAAGACACCAAAGAUCGGGGCGACACAAACACCAAGUCUCUUAUGGCUGUUUUGUUUUGCUUUAUGUUUUGAAUAAAAAAUAUUGGCAGUC